Messenger RNA from Sinocyclocheilus anshuiensis, 1288 nucleotides. RefSeq names its product proteasome 26S subunit, ATPase 5 (gene psmc5). Bases 74 to 1276 code for a protein of 400 amino acids. The record is from RefSeq and is a predicted model, not a curated record. Lineage: Eukaryota; Metazoa; Chordata; Actinopteri; Cypriniformes; Cyprinidae. The transcript is spliced from 11 exons. Gene Ontology annotation, molecular function: ATP binding; ATP hydrolysis activity.
ACACAUCCUUCAGUCGGCAUUCUGCCCGAGUAAAACAAAGCGGAAAUAGCGCCACUGACGGACGGAAGUUUGUAUGUUCAAGAUGGCGCUGGACGGGAUCGAGCAAAUGGAUAUUGAGGACAGUAAAGGAGGAUCUGGUCUCCGACAGUAUUACCUGUCUAAAAUCGAGGAGCUUCAGUUGACAGUGAAUGAGAAAAGCCAAAAUCUCAGACGUCUUCAGGCUCAAAGGAACGAGUUAAAUGCCAAGGUGCGCCUCCUGCGUGAGGAGCUUCAGUUGCUGCAGGAGCAGGGGUCUUAUGUAGGAGAGGUGGUGAGAGCCAUGGACAAGAAGAAAGUGCUGGUCAAGGUGCAUCCUGAAGGAAAGUUUGUGGUGGAUGUGGAUAAGAACAUUGAUAUAAAUGAUGUAACUCCAAAUUGCCGUGUAGCACUUCGAAAUGACAGUUACACACUUCACAAAAUCCUGCCAAACAAAGUUGACCCACUCGUCUCGCUGAUGAUGGUUGAAAAAGUGCCAGAUUCGACGUAUGAGAUGAUCGGAGGGCUGGACAAACAGAUCAAAGAGAUCAAGGAAGUGAUCGAGCUUCCAGUCAAGCACCCAGAAUUGUUUGAGGCUCUAGGAAUUGCACAACCCAAGGGUGUGCUGCUGUAUGGACCUCCUGGAACAGGAAAGACCCUGCUAGCCAGAGCUGUGGCCCAUCACACCGACUGUACCUUCAUCAGGGUGUCUGGAUCAGAGCUGGUGCAGAAAUUCAUAGGAGAAGGAGCUCGUAUGGUGCGAGAGCUGUUCGUCAUGGCCAGGGAACACGCGCCCUCCAUCAUCUUCAUGGAUGAGAUCGACUCCAUCGGCUCAUCUCGGCUGGAGGGAGGAUCAGGAGGAGACAGUGAGGUGCAGAGAACUAUGCUGGAGCUCCUCAACCAGCUGGAUGGGUUCGAGGCCACCAAGAACAUCAAGGUUAUUAUGGCAACAAACCGUAUUGACAUUCUGGACUCUGCGCUUCUUCGACCAGGCCGCAUUGACAGGAAGAUUGAAUUUCCCCCUCCCAAUGAAGAGGCCCGUUUGGACAUUCUGAAGAUCCACUCACGGAAGAUGAACCUGACGCGUGGUAUUAACCUGCGCAAGAUUGCCGAGUUGAUGCCAGGAGCGUCUGGUGCUGAGGUCAAGGGUGUCUGCACAGAGGCAGGGAUGUAUGCCCUGAGAGAGAGGAGAGUCCACGUUACCCAAGAAGAUUUCGAAAUGGCAGUAGCAAAGGUACUAAAAUCAUUUUCUUAUUUGUGACCCUGGACCAGC